Messenger RNA from Pipistrellus nathusii (Nathusius's pipistrelle), 6690 nucleotides. NCBI's taxonomy places the organism in Eukaryota, Metazoa, Chordata, Mammalia, Chiroptera, Vespertilionidae. The record is from the annotation of a GenBank genome assembly.
AUGUCGGGAGCCUCAGUGAAGGUGGCUGUGCGAGUGCGGCCUUUCAAUUCUCGAGAGACCAGCAAAGAGUCCAAGUGCAUCAUUCAGAUGCAAGGCAACUCCACUAGUAUUGUUAACCCAAAGAACCCAAAGGAAGCUCCAAAGUCCUUCAGCUUCGACUACUCCUACUGGUCUCACACCUCGCCUGAAGAUCCCUGUUUUGCAUCUCAAAACCGUGUGUACAAUGACAUUGGAAAGGAAAUGCUCUUACACGCCUUUGAGGGCUAUAAUGUCUGUAUUUUUGCCUAUGGGCAGACUGGUGCUGGGAAAUCGUACACAAUGAUGGGUAAACAAGAAGAAAGCCAGGCUGGCAUCAUUCCACAGUUAUGUGAAGAACUAUUUGAGAAAAUCAAUGACAACUGUAAUGAAGAAAUGUCCUACUCUGUAGAGGUGAGCUACAUGGAAAUUUACUGUGAAAGAGUACGAGAUUUGCUGAAUCCAAAAAACAAGGGUAAUUUGCGUGUCCGCGAACACCCACUUCUUGGCCCAUAUGUGGAGGACCUGUCAAAGCUGGCAGUCACUUCCUACACAGACAUUGCUGACCUCAUGGAUGCUGGGAACAAAGCCAGGACAGUGGCAGCUACCAACAUGAAUGAAACAAGUAGCCGUUCCCAUGCUGUGUUCACAAUUGUUUUCACCCAGAAGAAACACGAUACUGAGACCAACCUCUCCACUGAGAAGGUCAGUAAAAUCAGCUUAGUGGAUCUAGCAGGGAGUGAACGAGCUGAUUCAACUGGUGCCAAAGGGACUCGAUUAAAGGAAGGAGCAAAUAUUAACAAGUCUCUCACAACUCUGGGCAAAGUCAUUUCAGCCUUGGCGGAAGUGAGUAAGAAGAAGAAGAAAACUGAUUUUAUUCCCUACAGGGAUUCUGUGCUUACUUGGCUCCUUCGAGAAAAUUUAGGUGGCAAUUCUCGGACUGCAAUGGUUGCUGCUCUGAGCCCAGCAGAUAUCAACUACGAUGAAACUUUGAGCACUCUGAGAUAUGCAGAUCGUGCAAAACAAAUUAAAUGCAAUGCUGUUAUCAAUGAAGACCCCAAUGCCAAGCUUGUCCGUGAAUUAAAGGAGGAGGUGACACGACUUAAGGACCUUCUUCGUGCUCAGGGACUGGGUGAUAUCAUUGAUACAUCCAUGGGGUCCCUUACUUCAUCUUCAUCUUCCUGCUCACUCAGUAGUCAGGUGGGCUUAACAUCUGUGAGCAGCAUUCAGGAGAGGAUCAUGUCUACUCCUGGAGGGGAGGAAGCCAUCGAACGUCUAAAGGAAUCAGAGAAGAUCAUUGCUGAGUUGAAUGAAACCUGGGAAGAGAAGCUGCGUAAAACAGAGGCCAUCAGAAUGGAAAGAGAGGCCUUGUUGGCUGAGAUGGGAGUUGCCAUUCGGGAAGAUGGAGGAACUCUGGGGGUUUUCUCACCUAAAAAGACCCCACAUCUUGUAAACCUCAAUGAGGACCCACUGAUGUCGGAAUGCCUGCUUUAUUACAUCAAAGAUGGAAUUACAAGAGUUGGCCAAGCAGAUGCUGAGCGGCGCCAGGACAUCGUGCUGAGCGGGGCUCACAUUAAAGAGGAGCAUUGUAUCUUCCGGAGCGAGAGAAACAACAGCGGGGAUGUUAUCGUGACUCUGGAGCCUUGUGAACGCUCAGAAACCUACGUAAAUGGCAAGAGGGUGGCCCAGCCUGUCCAGCUGCGCUCAGGAAACCGUAUCAUCAUGGGUAAAAACCAUGUGUUUCGUUUUAACCACCCUGAGCAAGCACGGGCUGAGCGGGAAAAGACUCCUUCUGCUGAGACCCCCUCUGAGCCUGUAGAUUGGACAUUUGCCCAGAGAGAGCUUCUGGAAAAACAAGGAAUUGAUAUGAAACAGGAGAUGGAGAAAAGGUUACAGGAAAUGGAAAUCCUAUACAAAAAGGAGAAGGAGGAAGCAGAUCUUCUCUUGGAACAGCAGAGACUGGACUAUGAGAGUAAAUUGCAGGCCUUGCAGAAGCAGGUGGAGACUCGAUCCCUGGCUGCAGAAACAACUGAAGAGGAAGAAGAGGAAGAAGAAGUUCCUUGGACACAACAUGAAUUUGAGCUGGCCCAGUGGGCCUUCCGGAAGUGGAAGUCUCACCAGUUUACUUCUUUAAGGGACUUACUCUGGGGCAAUGCUGUGUACCUGAAGGAGGCCAAUGCCAUCAGCGUGGAACUGAAGAAGAAGGUGCAGUUCCAGUUUGUGCUGCUUACGGACACAUUGUACUCCCCUUUGCCUCCGGAAUUACUUCCCACUGACAUGGAAAAAACUCAUGAAGACCGGCCUUUUCCUCGGACAGUGGUGGCAGUAGAAGUCCAGGAUCUGAAGAAUGGUGCAACACAUUAUUGGUCGUUGGAGAAACUCAAGCAGAGGCUGGACUUGAUGCGAGAGAUGUAUGACAGGGCAGGUGAGAUGGCCUCCAGCGCCCAAGACGAAAGCGAAACCACCAUGACAGGCAGUGACCCGUUUUAUGAUCGGUUCCAUUGGUUCAAACUUGUCGGCAGCUCCCCCAUUUUCCAUGGCUGUGUGAAUGAGCGCCUUGCCGACCGCACACCCUCCCCCACUUUUUCCACGGCUGAUUCCGACAUCACUGAGCUGGCUGACGAGCAGCAAGAUGAGAUGGAGGAUUUUGAUGAUGAGGCGUUCGUGGAUGACACCGGCUCUGACGCAGGGACGGAGGAGGGAUCAGAUCUCUUCAGUGACGGGCAUGACCCGUUUUACGACCGAUCCCCAUGGUUCAUUUUAGUGGGAAGGGCAUUUGUAUACCUGAGCAAUCUGCUGUAUCCCGUGCCCCUGAUCCACAGGGUGGCUGUUGUCAGCGAGAAGGGUGAAGUGCGGGGAUUUCUGCGGGUGGCGGUCCAGGCCAUUGCAGCGGAUGAAGAAGCUCCUGAUUAUGGCUCUGGAAUUCGACAGUCAGGAACUGCUAAAAUAUCUUUUGAUAACGAGUAUUUUAAUCAGAGUGACUUUUCUUCCGUUGCAAUGACUCGUUCUGGCCUGUCCUUGGAAGAGCUAAGGAUUGUGGAAGGACAGGGUCAGAGUUCUGAGGUCAUCAGUCCUCCAGAAGAAAUCAAUCGAAUGAAUGACUUGGAUUUGAAGUCGAGCACUUUGCUGGAUGGGAAGAUGGUCAUGGAAGGGUUUUCUGAAGAGAUUGGCAACCACCUGAAACUGGGCAGUGCCUUCACUUUCCGUGUGACCGUGUUGCAGGCCAGCGGGAUCCUCCCGGAGUACGCAGACAUCUUCUGUCAGUUCAACUUUUUGCAUCGCCAUGAUGAAGCAUUCUCCACUGAACCCCUCAAAAACAACGGCAGAGGAAGUCCUCUGGGCUUCUACCAUGUGCAGAAUAUUGCAGUGGAGGUCACUGAGUCGUUUGUGGAGUACAUCAAAACCAAGCCGAUAGUAUUUGAAGUCUUCGGGCAUUAUCAGCAGCACCCACUUCACCUGCAAGGACAGGAUCUGAACAGUCCUCCUCAGCCAUCUCGACGGUUCUUCCCUCCGCCGAUGCCGCUCUCCAAGCCAGUUCCAGCCACCAAGUUAAACACCAUGAGCAAAACCAGCCUUGGCCAGAGCAUGAGCAAGUAUGAUCUCCUGGUUUGGUUUGAGAUCAGCGAACUGGAGCCUACAGGAGAGUAUAUCCCAGCUGUGGUGGACCACACAGCAGGCUUGCCCUGCCAGGGGACAUUCCUGCUUCACCAGGGCAUCCAGCGAAGGAUCACAAUGACCAUCGUCCAUGAGAAGGGAAGCGAGCUCCACUGGAAAGAUGUUCGUGAGCUGGUGGUAGGGCGGAUUAGGAAUAAGGCUGAGGUGGAUGAAGCUGCGAUUGAUGCCAUCCUCUCCCUAAAUAUCAUCUCUGCCAAGUACCUGAAGUCUUCCCUCAACUCCAGCAGGACCUUCUACCGUUUUGAGGCCGUGUGGGACAGCUCCCUCCACAACUCCCUCCUUCUCAACCGAGUGACACCCUACGGGGAAAAGAUCUACAUGACCUUGUCGGCCUACCUAGAGCUGGAUCAUUGCAUCCAGCCCGCUGUCAUCACCAAGGACGUGUGCAUGGUCUUCUACUCUCGGGACGCCAAGAUCUCACCCCCACGCUCCCUGCGCAGCCUCUUUGGCAGUGGCUACUCGAAGUCACCGGACUCCAAUCGAGUCACUGGAAUUUAUGAACUCAGUUUAUGCAAAAUGGCAGACACAGGUAGUCCAGGCAUGCAGAGGAGGAGGAGAAAAGUCUUGGACACGUCAGUGGCCUAUGUGCGGGGGGAGGAGAACUUAGCUGGCUGGCGGCCCCGUGGGGACAGCCUCAUCCUGGAGCACCAGUGGGAGCUGGAGAAGCUGGAGCUCAUCCAUGAGGUGGAGAAAACCCGCCACUUCCUGCUUCUGCGUGAGAGACUUGGUGACAGCACCCCCAAAUCCCUGAGCGACUCCUUGUCCCCCAGCCUGAGCAGUGGCACCCUCAGCACCUCCACCAGCAUCUCCUCUCAGAUCUCAACCACCACCUUUGAAAGUGCCAUCACGCCCAGCGAGAGCAGUGGCUACGACUCCACAGACAUUGAAAGCCUGGUGGACCGCGAGAAAGAGCUGGCCACCAAGUGUCUGCAACUUCUCACCCACACUUUCAACCGAGAGUUCAGCCAGGUGCACGGCAGCAUCAGUGACUGUAAGCUGUCGGACAUCUCUCCAAUUGGACGGGAUCCCUCUGUGUCCAGCUUCAGCAGCUCGACCCUCACUCCCUCCUCCACCUGCCCCUCUCUGGAUCAGAAGACCCCAGAAGCCAAUUCCCAGGCCUCUAGUCCCUGUCCAGAAUUUGAGCAGUUUCAGAUUGUCCCAACUGUGGAAACACCGUAUUUGGCCCGAGCAGGGAAAAAUGAAUUUCUCAACCUUGUUCCAGAUAUUGAAGAAAUUAGACCAGGCUCAGUGGUUUCCAAGAAAGGAUACCUGCAUUUCAAGGAGCCAUUUUCCAGCAACUGGGCUAAGCAUUUUGUUGUGGUCCGUCGCCCUUACGUCUUCAUCUAUAACAGUGACAAGGACCCGGUGGAACGUGGCAUCAUUAACCUGUCCACAGCGCAGGUGGAAUACAGCGAGGACCAGCAGGCCAUGGUGAAGAGUCCUAACAUCUUUGCUGUGUGCACGAAGCACCGUGGGGUCCUUUUGCAGGCCCUCAACGACAAGGAUAUGAGCGACUGGUUAUAUGCCUUCAAUCCUCUCCUUGCUGGCACAAUACGAGCGGACAUUGCACUGAUCGGACUGGCCGUCAUGGGCCAGAACCUCAUUCUGAACAUGAACGACCACGGCUUUGUGGUGUGUGCGUUUAACAGGACGGUCUCCAAGGUGGAUGACUUCCUGGCCAAAGAGGCGAAGGGAACCAAGGUGAUCGGCGCGCACUCCCUGGAGGAGAUGGUGUCCAAGCUGAAGAAGCCACGGCGAGUCCUGCUGCUGGUGAAGGCCGGCCUGGCCGUGGACGACUUCAUUGAGAAACUGGUCCCGCUGUUGGAACCUGGUGACAUCAUCAUCGAUGGGGGGAACUCCGAAUACAGGGACACCACGAGGCGAUGCCAACAGCUCAAGGCCAAGGGGAUCCUGUUUGUGGGGAGCGGCGUCAGUGGCGGAGAGGACGGUGCCCGGCACGGCCCCUCGCUCAUGCCCGGAGGGAACAAAGCCGCCUGGCCCCACAUCAAGACCAUCUUCCAGGGCAUCGCCGCGAAAGUGGGAACCGGAGAGCCCUGCUGUGACUGGGUGGGAGAGGAGGGAGCGGGCCACUUCGUGAAGAUGGUGCACAACGGGAUCGAGUACGGGGACAUGCAGCUGAUCUGCGAGGCCUACCACCUGAUGAAGGACGUCCUGGGCAUGGAACACAGCGAGAUGGCAGAGGCGUUUGAGAAGUGGAAUAAGACAGAGCUGGACUCGUUCCUGAUUGAAAUCACAGCCGACAUCCUCAAGUUCCGAGACGGCGACGGCACCCACCUGCUGCCCAAGAUCCGGGACAGCGCGGGGCAGAAGGGCACGGGGAAGUGGACCGCCAUCUCGGCGCUGGAGCACGGCGUGCCCGUCACCCUCAUCGGAGAAGCAGUCUUUGCCCGGUGCCUGUCCUCCCUGAAGGACGAGCGGGUUCAGGCCAGCAAAAAGCUGAAGGGCCCUCAGAAGACCCAGUUCAGUGGGGAUAAGGAGUCGUUCCUGGAGGACAUUCGGAAGGCCCUCUAUGCCUCCAAGAUCAUCUCUUACGCUCAAGGCUUCAUGCUGCUGAGACAGGCGGCCACCGAAUUCGGCUGGACCCUCAACUACGGCGGCAUCGCCCUGAUGUGGAGGGGCGGCUGCAUCAUCCGCAGCGUCUUCCUGGGAAAGAUAAAGGAGGCGUUUGACCGGCACCCGGGACUCCAGAACCUGCUGCUGGACGACUUCUUCCAGUCAGCCAUGGAGAGCUGCCAGGACUCCUGGCGGCGGGCGAUCAGCACCGGUGUCCAGGCGGGCAUCCCCUUGCCCUGCUUCACCACCGCGCUCUCCUUCUACGACGGCUACAGACAUGACACACUGCCGGCCAACCUGAUCCAGGCUCAGCGGGAUUACUUCGGGGCUCACACCUACGAACUCCUAGCCAGCCCGGGGAAGUUUAUCCACACCAACUGGACCGGCCACGGCGGCAGCGUGUCCUCAUCUUCCUACAACGCCUAA